AUGAGCUCCAUCUCUCACAAGCAGCCGGGUCUUCAGUCUCAAGGACAAAGCCACUCCUCUCCGGCCGCUUCAAACGCUAAGACGUCGCCCCUGGCAAACAACGCUGCCAGGUCGUACGCGAACGCCACCAAGAAGUCCAACGAUUCUGAGCCUGCCUCGGCGCACCAUGGAAAAUCGCCCUCUACAGCUACGAACACAGUGAACGGCAAAUCAUCCAUGCAGGACUCCCAACCCUCGACAGUGACCAUUGUCAAUGGCGCUCCUUCCGUCCAUGCGGAUCACAGCAGGAAACAAUCCGUAACUAUCAGCUCUGCUGGCACCACUGGAUUUAUCCCAAACGGUGGCGCAGCCGGUAACCCGAAUCGCAACAGUAUUCAGUUUGGAUCGGUAGAUCAGAACUCGCCAGCCAUGGGUUCUCCCGCGAUGCCUGUCAGUCAACCACAGGCUGGUCUCGGUGUCGCGCAACCUGCCAAUCCUCGCAUUACCUCCCCUUCGACGUCCCCAUCGCCGAUUCCUCAGCCCGCAUCGAGCGGCGGCCGGCCGCCGUCCACAUACCAAAACCAGGGCAAUGCGCCAAACUUUGGCAGCUUCGCUGAUGCCUCGGGGGAUGCUCGGAGAAUGAACCAAGCGCCUCUUGGCCCACCCACGGCCACUCAUCUCCGUCGCGAAUCUUCACAGUCCGGCCAUGGCGAUAUCAGCGGUCACAUCCCUGGAGGACCUGGCGGACCUGGUCGCGGUGGUUAUUCGCAUCCAGGUGGCCGAGGCCGUGGAUACUCGAACUCCGGAUACCAAAACUCAUACUCUACGAGCCCUAAUUUCCGAGCCACACCAAGUCAACCUCGAGGAGGACCGAAUAUGAACGCCCCCCCGUUCCAUGGUCCAAAUCAAGGACGUGGUAUGCCGUUCCCAGCCUCUCCUCACCAGGCCGCUCGAAGCCCGGCCAUGCAUAACGUACACCCUGCUACUACUCCGCAAAUGAACCCCAUACCCAUGGCACACCCUCAGAUGCAAACUCAACACUAUGGCGGCUACAAUCAACAUAUGGGACCCCAAAAUGUGAGGAAUCGAAACACUUCUUUUAAAAAACCCUUCAGGAAAAUGGAACCCAAUCAAAGAAAUUUCACCAAAAAGAAGAGUUCACAUGGAACCCCUAGCAGUGCCUCUUCAAACACUAUACCCACGCCUUCACUCCCUCCCCCUACUCCCACCAUUAACCCUUCUCAUCUUCUUCCUACCGUGAAUCUUGCUCCAGAAAGUGGUGAAUUUGAACAUUAUCUAACAAUGUUGAAACCUCAGAAUUACCCUCAUGGUUACGAUCAAAACUAUUAUUACCCCGGCUACGCAGUGCAGCAAGGCAUGUACAUGACACCGCCUUCACCUCAGCCCCGACCCGGUAUUCCUUACGGUCAGCCCGGUGCCUAUAUACCAAGCCAAUUCCCCGCCGCAGGAGUUCAGCCACCAGCGCAGUCCACUCCGCUGUCGAGGAACUCUUCUCAGGUGUCUAACGAUCGGCCCGGCUCGAGUCUCGGCCAGGGGCCAGCUCCAACAGCUGCUGCUACUCCAGGUCAUGCUCACAAUGCAAGCAGAACUUCGAACAGCCCCGCUCCACAAAAGGCACAUUUCAUCAUCCCAACGCCGAAGAAGAGUGCUAUCGUCAUUAAGGAUCCCAACAGCGGUGCAGUUAAGUCGUUUGACAAGCAGCCAGCAUCCCCAGCACGUGCUACGCCAUCACCUGUCAAGGGUGCCGCUCCCACGCCACCUCCCCGCACUGCUAGCGGCACCGACCAUUCCCGAACUGAGAGCAAAUCGGUCAAGACCGAUGAGGAGAAGAAGAAAGAACUCCGCGAUGCUGUCAGAAUGAGGAUCGAACAGGAAGAGGCCGAAAAUCGUCGCAAGGAAGAGGACGCUCGCAAGGCAAUUGAGGAUCUUUCUCUAGCUGACAAGGAUGACAGUAAAUCGAAGGAGCCUGCCCCCACUGAGCCAGUUGAACCGGAAACCAAGGUAGAGACCGACGAGCCCAAGGAAGAAAAGAAGCCCGAGGAGAAGCCUGAGGAGAAGCCUGCUGCUCCUGCUCCUGCUCCUGCUCCUGUUGACGAUGAAAUUGACUUUGAUGCCAUCGAACGUGAAAUGGCUGAGCUUGAAGCCAAGGAACUUGCCGCUGAAGCUGAGUACUACAAAAAGAAGCAGGCGGACAAGGAAGAGAAGGAACGCAAAGAGAAAGAGGAAGCUGAAGCUUAUGAGCGCAACAUGAAACAAGCAGAACGUGAAGCUGAGGCUGCUGAGGAAGCCCGUAUUAAAAAGCUCGAGGCUGGCGGCGAAGACGAAAGCUCAAAGAAGAAUGCCGAACUUUUUGCAUCUUUGCGCAAGGGAGGUUUCCCUGCUACUGAAACCUCCACGCCGGACGAUAGUGGCGCUGCUACGCCUGUUUCGGUUUCUGAUGCCUCCAUGGGACCUCCCUCCAAGCCGGCCAGUAUUUCCAAGGCAAAACCAGGUCCUCUUAAGCUUGAAACCAAGGCUGUCGAACCUUCACAGCCAAGUGCAGCUCUCAAAUCGCUGCACAGUGCCAAGUUCUUGGAUGAUCUAGCCAGUGUUACCUACCCUACUUCCAUCGUCUCGCCCAACCCGGCUUUGAAUGCCAAUGCUCCAUCCGAUCGCAAAUUCAAGUACAACAAGGAAUUCUUGUUGCAAUUCCAGAAUGUCUUCAAAGAGAAGCCCACUUUGGACUGGGAUGUCCGUGUCCGCGAGACCGUGGGAGAUAGCGGCGAUACUUCACGACCACAAUCUGCUCGGACUCCUGGCACAGGCCGAACUGCUUCUCGCUCUGGAAUCCCAUCCAAUUUCAAAAUGGGCACCUUUGUGGGUGCCAACACACCUACCGUUGGAGGGGCCUCAAGAGAUGGUUUCCCGACUCCCGGUGCUCGCAUGCCGCCUAUGGGAAGCGGUCACUUUGGCGGGCCCUUCGGCCGUCCUGGCUCUAUUGGGCCUGGCGCUAUGGGUAGUCGUAGCGGCUCCACGACUAUUCACAAUGUACCUCAGUCACCUCGCCCUGGUUCUAGCCGGGCAGGUACACGCAGUGGUAGCAGACGCGACAAGCAGGCCGUCAAGAAGGAGGAAGAGUCUAACAAGUCAAUGCCGCUCACAGCCAAUGUUGCUCUUAAGCCCCUCGCUGUGUCUACAACCGGUUGGAAACCGCGAAGUGUUGGUCAAGCUGCCACCGCUGGCCCAACUCCAGGCGGCGACUCUGCAUACAUGGCGCCUGAUGUCGUGCAACGUAAGGUGAAGGCCAACCUCAACAAGAUGACUCCGGACAACUUCGAGCGUAUCUCCGAGCAAAUUCUUGCAAUUGUCUCGCAAUCCAAGGACGAGACCGAUGGCCGUACUCUUCGACAGGUUAUUCAACUCACAUUCGAGAAGGCCACUGACGAAGCGCACUGGGCUCCAAUGUAUGCCAAGUUCUGCAAGCGCAUGCUUGAGAGCAUGAGUCCGGAUAUUAAGGAUGAGAACAUUAAGGACAAGAACGGCAAUGUUGUUGCAGGUGGCAGUCUGUUCCGUAAAUACCUUCUCAACCGCUGUCAAGAGGAGUUUGAGCGUGGUUGGAAGGUCAACCUACCGCCUAAGCCAGAGGGCGUGACUGAAGAGGCAGCCUUGAUGUCGGAUGAAUACUACAUCGCAGCUGCUGCCAAACGUCGCGGUCUCGGUCUUGUCAAGUUUAUUGGUGAACUGUACAAAUUGGGAAUGUUGACUGAGCGUAUUAUGCAUGAGUGUGUGAAGAAGCUUGUUGACUACGAGGGCAUCCCUGAUGAGGCCGAGGUUGAGAGUUUGACAAGUCUUCUACGCACAAUCGGUGCUAGUCUGGACGUCUCUGAGAAGGGACAUGCCAUGAUGGAUGCGUACUUUGGUCGUAUCUCUCUCAUGAUCGAUACUCCUGGCCUACCAAGUCGUCUCAAGUUUAUGCUUAUGGAUGUUGUCGACUUGCGUGCUGCCAACUGGGUAUCGAAGGGUGGCGACAAAGGCCCAAAGACGAUCACUGAGAUUCGUGAAGAGGCCGCCCGUGUCCAACACGAAGCUGAAAUGGAACGUCUGCGUCAACAAGCCAGCCGGGGCAGCGGCCGUGCACCACUCGGCCGUGGCGACGCUCGCAACUUUUCAGGCGAUUACCGCAACCAAGCACCGCCGCCAGACUUUGCGUCCAGCAAAGUUGGCAGUGAUGAUCUACGUCGUCUCAAGACGGCUCGCACGGCCAACCAGCCUGUGUCAUUCGGACCAUCGAGCAUGUUCGGGUCUCGCAGCAGCAGUGGCCGCAAGAACCUAGGCCCUGGAGGCAACUUGGUUCGUGGUGGCGAGGACAGCGGAGCAAGCAGCCGCACGGGAACACCGCCUGCAGGAAAGAAGGAAGAUAAGGAGGCAGCAUCCUCCAUCAACGCAUUCAGCGCCUUGGCAAGUCUCGAGGACAACAUGGCCACAUCACCCCCUUCAAACCCGACGUCACCUGAACUGACAAAAUCGCAACCUGUGAAGAGUGAAGGAGAAGCAGCAUAG
This is a messenger RNA of Talaromyces atroroseus, 4539 nucleotides long. RefSeq lists its product as hypothetical. NCBI's taxonomy places the organism in Eukaryota, Fungi, Ascomycota, Eurotiomycetes, Eurotiales, Trichocomaceae. Gene Ontology annotation, cellular component: eukaryotic translation initiation factor 4F complex. The record is from RefSeq and is a predicted model, not a curated record. The transcript is spliced from 5 exons. Gene Ontology annotation, molecular function: translation initiation factor activity; protein binding; mRNA binding. The coding region runs from base 1 to 4539 and encodes 1512 amino acids.